Aspergillus pseudonomiae is the source of this 828-nucleotide messenger RNA. RefSeq names its product HpcH/HpaI aldolase family protein. The transcript has a single exon. Gene Ontology annotation, cellular component: cytoplasm. The record is from RefSeq and is a predicted model, not a curated record. Gene Ontology annotation, molecular function: aldehyde-lyase activity. Lineage: Eukaryota; Fungi; Ascomycota; Eurotiomycetes; Eurotiales; Aspergillaceae. Bases 1 to 828 code for a protein of 275 amino acids.
AUGGGUUCCAUCGCACAUCCAGCAUACACCCUCAACAACCCCUUUCGGACCAGGAUUCUAAAUGGCCAAAUCACACCGCUGAUGUCUAUUAAGUUUGUCACUGGCAAUGAAAUCCCUAUGAUGUGCAAGAUGGCCGGUGUUCAUGCUAUGUUCAUUGAUAUGGAACAUUCCGCCCUCGACAUGCGCACUGUCGCCCAACUUAUCCUCGCCUGCAAUUAUGCCGGUGUCUCUCCCGUCGUCCGUUCACCAUCCAAGUCACACUGGCAUAUCAGCCGCAUCUUAGACGCCGGUGCUGCGGCAGUUGUGAUCCCGCAUAUCGAGACCGUCCAGGAGGUCCGGGAGAUUGUGAAGCAUGCCAAGUUUGCCCCUCUGGGAACACGGGGAUGCACCAACAACCAGGCAGUGAUGAACUUCCAGCAUGUCCCGACACUCGUGCAGAAUGAGAUUCUAAACGAGCAGACCAUGUUGAUUCCGAUGAUUGAGACUCCGGGAGCAGUGGAGAUUGCCGACGAGAUUUUCGCAGUUGAGGGAGUCGAUGGGGUCUUGGUCGGCUCUAACGAUUUGUGUACCGACCUGGGCAUUCCCGGAAAGUAUGACAGUGACUUGUAUCAAGAUGCUGUCAUCAAGGUGAUCCAGGCGGCUAAUCGAGCUGGCAAGCCGGUGGGUAUUGGAGGUAUUGGCGGGCGACUGGACCUCCUAGAAAAGUGGUUCAAGAUGGGAGCAACCUGGUCCUUGAGUGGCCAGGAUGCGUCCAUGCUGCAAGCAGGAUUGAAGCAGAUGAGCAAGAACUACGGUGAAAUUAGUGAGCGUUUACAGAAGGAGCCCUAG